Molecule: messenger RNA, 2250 nt
Organism: Rhincodon typus (whale shark)
Lineage: Eukaryota; Metazoa; Chordata; Chondrichthyes; Orectolobiformes; Rhincodontidae
Product: copine-3-like
Exons: 10
Coding region: 1-1086 (361 amino acids)
Biological process (GO): cellular response to calcium ion; ERBB2 signaling pathway
Cellular component (GO): plasma membrane
Molecular function (GO): receptor tyrosine kinase binding; calcium-dependent phospholipid binding
Source: RefSeq, a predicted model, not a curated record
AUGCAGAAGCUGCCAGGAACUCAAACCCGACUCCGAUGUCGCUGCUAUGAGUUUGUGCUGCUGGGCCUACCCACCAUUGCUGAUGCCCAAGCUCUUCACCAAAAGGUGGAAUGCUAUGACUAUGACAAUGAUGGAUCACAUGAUCUAAUAGGCACAUUUGAAACCAAUGUUGCCAAACUUCAAGAGGCAUCACAGAAUGGAACGGAGUUUGAAUGUAUUAAUCCAAAGAAAAAACAGAAGAAAAAGAACUACAAAAAUUCAGGGACUGUGGUUGUUAAAUCAUGUCAGAUUGUGAAAGAAUACUCUUUCCUGGACUAUAUUAUGGGUGGCUGUCAGAUGAACUUCACUGUUGGUAUUGAUUUCACAGGCUCUAAUGGGGAUCCUCGUUCACCUGACUCUUUACAUUUUAUAAAUCCUAAUGGAUUUAAUGAAUAUUUGAUGGCGAUCUGGUCUGUUGGAAUGGUCAUUCAAGACUACGAUACAGACAAGUUGUUCCCUGCAUUAGGAUUUGGUGCACAGAUACCCCCUACCUGGCAGGUAUCACAUGAAUUUCCAAUUAACUUCAACUCUGACAACCCAUUCUGUGCAGGAGUGCAAGGAAUUGUGGAUGCUUACCGUAGCUGUCUUCCCCAAGUCAAACUAUAUGGACCAACAAACUUUGCUCCCAUCAUCAAUCACGUGGCAAGAUUUGCAGCUGCAGCAGUACAACAGCCAACAGCUUCUCAGUAUUUCAUCCUACUGAUCAUCACAGAUGGAGUGAUCACAGAUUUGGAUAACACAAAACAGGCUAUUGUUAAUGCUUCUAAGUUGCCGAUGUCCAUCAUCAUUGUCGGUGUUGGUGGAGCAGAUUUUAGUGCCAUGGAAUUUCUGGAUGGUGAUGAUGGUGUACUGAGAUCACCCACUGGGGAAAAAGCUAUCCGGGAUAUUGUCCAGUUUGUGCCUUUUAGGAAAUUUCAAAACGCUCCAAAAGAAGCUCUUGCACAAAGUGUACUCGCCGAAGUGCCUCAACAAGUAGUCUACUAUUUCAACACACGCAAAAUAAGCCCUCCAACUGAGCAAAAACCUGAAGAUUUUCUGGAUUUCUAGUUGAUAGGCUGUGAAUUUUUCAAACUUAAUUUGUCUGUGCCAUUUAAUUUGUUAAGUUCUUGUAAAUGUGUUUGCGAAAUAAUUGCAUAUGGUUAAUCUCUUAUAAAUGAAAAGUUUAAUUUUUCUUCCCCAAUUGUGUAACAAAGAAUUAUCUUUUUGAUUAAGGCCUUACCAGAUUGUACCUGUUUCCAAAAUGAAUGUUUCACUUAUCAGCCCUAAUGAUACAAGCUGCGCCUUUUUGCAUGUAAUUCCAUUGCUUUGCACAAAAGUGAUCUAAGGGUGCUUGAACUGGGAAAUGAGAAUACUAGUUAAGCAGCUUUUCAUGUUCAGCUAUAUGUCACAGCGCUGAGUUAUAACCAGCAAAAUUAAUUCCUGUCAAUUAGCCUCAGCAUUUCCAGGCUGUUGAGGGAAAUUUUCAAUCAGGGUUCCUGCUUGUGACUGUUAGAAUUAUCCAAUGGCUGUUGUAUAAAGCUGAGAGCAGUUCACCAACACCAUUGAAAUAAAAGUAGCAAAUUGGCAGGCACUUUGAGUGAAACUGUACGAUUGCUCUCUCUAGACAUGAAGUGGUGACUUGUUGUGUGUGGGAGGAGAGAAGUGGAACCAAAAUGAAAGCACCUUUUAUUCUAGAAGUUGGCAUUUCCUGUAUUUUCCAAUCCAUGGAACAGUGUUUUGUUGCUAGUCAUCAAAACACGUCUGCACAACUCUUUUCCCAGAAACUUGCUUCAUGUCUAAACUUAUUAAGUAGUAAAUUUAUCUAAACAUUUUAUAUGUAUGAUUAUUUUGAAACAAUAUUUAGAAUGAAUCAUACAAUUUUUGUUUUGUUAAAAUUGUGUAAAAAGUUGUUUGAGUAAACUUUUUUUUCAGUUGGUAAGCUUACUGUAUUUACGUAGUGGUCUUGUUUACCAAUUUUGGCCAAAUACACACAUUUUGGUAAAGCAUCAAUUGUAACACUGAAUUGGAAAAUGACUUGUAUACUAUGUUUUUCAUAGUAUUAUAUGCAGUACAUUGUAUUGAAAUCAUCAAAUACUUAGCUAACAUUACCAAAGAUUAAAAAUUAAUUUGUGAAAGUUAAGGCUUUUUUUCUUAAACCAUAUUUGCCAUGGAGAAUCUAUGAACAAUGCAUUCUGCUGUUGCACUUUCCACAAUAAAGAAAUCAUGAAAAUA